This is a messenger RNA of Olea europaea var. sylvestris, 2218 nucleotides long. Its product is annotated as transcription factor VOZ1. Gene Ontology annotation, biological process: positive regulation of long-day photoperiodism, flowering; regulation of DNA-templated transcription. The record is from RefSeq and is a predicted model, not a curated record. NCBI's taxonomy places the organism in Eukaryota, Viridiplantae, Streptophyta, Magnoliopsida, Lamiales, Oleaceae. The transcript is spliced from 5 exons. The coding region runs from base 385 to 1824 and encodes 479 amino acids.
UUUGUAAUAUUUUGGUUUGCUUAACUCUCGAUCUCAUUCUGUUUUGAAAACCCUAGAUUUUUGGAGAAACAACACUGAUUUGCUUCCAAAUCAGCGUUCUAGUACGCGAUUUUUAGUAAAUAAAUAUCGGUAAUAAUGGGUUUUAUUUGACGUUUCUAAAACCGACCUACUUUACCUUUUUCUUUUUCUUUUUUUAAUAGUGGGGGAUUCGAGUUUUUUUAUGAAAAUUCUAGUUUGUAUUUUCGCGAUCUUGGCCAAAAAAAAAAUUCUCGUUGAAGUGGCUAGUUUAGUGCUUGUACUUUGUUUCUGAGUCUGGGUCUCUGCAAUUUGAGGAUUUGAUACGUGAUUGUGAAGAUCUGAGUAGUAUUUUUUUCUACUACUUUGAUGGGGAAGGGUUCAAAGAGGGGUGCAUGCGAUUCUGCAUCACAUAGUCUCUUCAAGGACAAAGCAAAAAAUCGUGUGGACGAUCUACAGGGUAUGUUCAGCAAUCUGCAAUCUGCCAGGAAGGAGAGCCGCACAAUUGAUGUUGCUGUGCUUGAAGAGCAGGUUCAUCAGAUGCUUCGGGAAUGGAAGGCCGAGCUGAACGAGCCCUCCCCAGCUUCAUCACUGCAGCAGGGAGGGAGUCUGGGCAUGAUUUCACCAGAUAUUUGUAGGCUACUGCUGCUUUCUGAAGAAGAAGAUGAUGCAACCAGUGCAUUAGCUGCACCAAAGCCGGAGCCUGAUGUGCAAAAAGUCAUGAAUGGGUCUACAUCUCAGGAGGUGUGUUUCAAUUUACCCAAGGGACCUCAAGAACAAAGCUUCCAGAUGGUUGACCAGUGCAAAAGCAUGGUUCCAGGAGUUAACAACAUGGGGAUUAAUGUAAUUGGUCCUGCAACACAAUUGGAAUAUCAUCCAUUCCAAUUUCAAGACUUUGAACAGAACUACUUGUCUGGGUUUGACAGCACGUGUUUUGUUGGGGAGGAUGCUUUGCCUUGUAUUUCUGGCUACUCACAAAAUAUUUGCCCUCCACCUUCUGCUUUCUUAGGGCCAAAAUGUGCCCUCUGGGAUUGUCCGAGACCUGCACAAGGGUCAGACUGGUGUGAAAAGUCGAAUGACUACUGCAGUAAUUAUCAUUCUUGGCUUGCACCUACAGAAGGCUACCCGGGCAUGCCUCCUGUCAUAAGACCAAAAGGAAUUGGCUUAAAGGAUAACUUACUAUUUUCUGCUCUUAGUGCAAAAUCACAAGGAAAAGAUGUUGGUAUUCCAGAAUGUGAAGGUGCAGCUACUGCAAAAUCUCCUUGGAAUGCACCUGAGCUAUUUGAUCUUGUGAUUAUGGAAGGUGAAACAAUCAGGGAAUGGCUGUUCUUUGACAAGCCUCGCAGAGCGUUUGAGAGUGGUAACAGGAAGCAACGAUCAUUGCCUGAUUAUGUUGGACGUGGUUGGCACGAGUCAAGGAAGCAAGUGAUGAAUGAAUUUGGAGGUUUGAAGAGAUCCUACUACAUGGAUCCACAACCCAUGGAAAAUUAUGAGUGGCACCUUUUUGAAUAUGAAAUCAACAAAUAUGAUGCAUGUGCUUUGUAUAGAUUGGAAAUCAAGCGAGUAGAUGGGAAAAAGAUUCCUAAAGGGAAAUCAAGUAAUGAUUCUGUGGCUGAUCUGCAAAAGCAAAUGGGAAGACUGACUGCUGAAUUUCCACCUGUCAGCAAGCGCCCUGUUAAGGGAUAUGGAAAGGUGAAUACGAAGGACAGAACUGGUGGCAUUUAUCCCGCUUCUAAUGCAGUGGAGCCUACAGAGGAAGGAUUCGAUUAUUAUCUCGUUGACGACUUGAAUGGCUACUAUUUGACUUGAUAGAAAGACAUUGAUGCAUCUGGAAUAAGAGAUGAUUUGCCAUUGUAGUGUAUAUCAUUAUAUCAUUCACUGAAUCCACUGGGCCAUAAGGCAAGGAGUGGAAUUUUCAAGUUUCUACUUAUUAUUGACUUCUGGUCCUUCGCAGGUUCUAGUUUCCCUCUCGAGACCUCAGAUUCCUGGGUAUAAAUAGUUCAUUGUCAUCUAAAGUACAGUGCACAACUGACUUUUUAUCUUGGACCAUGUUUUAACUGUUAGUAGACAGCGGCAAAUGCCGAGGAUGGUUAGAUGUGAAUGCACUUGGGAUAUAGAGUAUGUAGUUGAAGGUUGACAAUAUUAGCUGACAUGUAUGCUAUUACUGAUCAUCAUAUAUGAAGCAUAUAUUAUCUUGACUUUA